Messenger RNA from Spinacia oleracea (spinach), 961 nucleotides. Its product is annotated as GTP-binding protein YPTM2. The coding region runs from base 155 to 763 and encodes 202 amino acids. The record is from RefSeq and is a predicted model, not a curated record. Gene Ontology annotation, molecular function: GTPase activity; GTP binding. The transcript has 8 exons. Lineage: Eukaryota; Viridiplantae; Streptophyta; Magnoliopsida; Caryophyllales; Amaranthaceae.
GCGUAUACCUGUCAACUGACCCAAGAUUAACUUCAAUCAUUCAAACCCACCCUCUUGUUUUCUCUCUCCUCAUUCGUUCCCCAUAGUUGAAAUCACUCAUUUUUUUGUUCAAAUUCUGUAAUUUCUGAAGCCGAAUUCAUCUCUUAUAGUUGCGAUGAAUCCCGAAUAUGACUAUCUCUUCAAGCUUUUGCUGAUUGGUGACUCUGGAGUGGGCAAGUCAUGUCUUUUACUUAGAUUUGCGGACGAUUCGUACCUGGACAGCUACAUAAGCACCAUAGGAGUCGACUUUAAAAUCCGCACUGUGGAACAGGAUAACAAGACCAUAAAGCUACAAAUUUGGGAUACUGCAGGCCAAGAACGUUUCCGGACAAUUACAAGUAGCUAUUACCGUGGAGCACAUGGAAUUAUUGUCGUCUAUGACAUCACAGACCAAGAAAGCUUCAACAAUGUGAAACAAUGGCUUAGUGAAAUUGAUCGUUAUGCUAGCAAUAAUGUCAACAAGCUCUUGGUUGGAAACAAAAGCGACUUGACAGCCAAUCGAGCUGUUCCUUAUGAAACUGCUAAGGCAUAUGCUGAUGAAAUUGGUAUUCCCUUCCUGGAAACCAGUGCCAAAGAUGCUACCAAUGUUGAGCAGGCAUUUCUUACCAUGACAACAGAUAUAAAGAAUCGAAUGGCUACCCAACCAGGAGCGGGUACAGGCAAGCCUUCCACUGUGCAAAUACGUGGCCAAGCAGUGAAUCAAAGCUCGAGCUGCUGCACUUAAUUUGCUACCAUACCAGUCUGCAUUAUUGAAUGAAUAGCAGUAUUUACUUGUACAUAGAAAACAAUCUGAAGUUUAUUUUGGUUCUUCAUCAGGGGUCUUGCAUAAAACAAAAAAUAAUCGUCCAAAGGAGUUUAUAUAGUCAGACCUUGACCUGUAAUCUAAUUUGUGAAUGAUUUUAAAAGUUUGUAAAUUUCCUAA